This is a messenger RNA of Penicillium expansum, 1512 nucleotides long. RefSeq names its product Peptidase S8/S53, subtilisin/kexin/sedolisin. The coding region runs from base 1 to 1512 and encodes 503 amino acids. Gene Ontology annotation, biological process: proteolysis. The record is from RefSeq and is a predicted model, not a curated record. The transcript has a single exon. Gene Ontology annotation, molecular function: serine-type endopeptidase activity. NCBI's taxonomy places the organism in Eukaryota, Fungi, Ascomycota, Eurotiomycetes, Eurotiales, Aspergillaceae.
AUGGCACAUAACUUUGGAGAGGUGUUUACACCUCCAGACACUGGUUCCCACCUCAUUGUCAUAUUCAAGUCCUCCUCGCCGGUCAAGCUCAGCAACACGGGACUAACGCCAGUGAGCGCGGAUAUUGCUCCACUACGGGCCUUGCUCGAACGGAACCAUGCAUCAAUGAAAUUGCUCUUUGGCCAGGACGAGGACCGUCUUCGCACACAACAAGAGGAAACCCUUAAACUGUCCCGCUCCAAUGAUGUUCCCACUGUGGAAGACAAUGGAACCUCAGACGCGCAGCCGACGGAUCUGACACAUCUACCUGACAUGGCCAGUUUUUAUUACGUCGAUGGCGCUGCGGAUAGUCUGGAUGAUCUUGCCAGUGAGAUAAAUCAACAGGAUAUGGUCGAAGCGGCAUAUGUAGUCCCAUCCGCCUCUCCUCCACAGUAUAUCCGUAUUGAAGCUUCACCACAAGAUGCACCUAGUCAAACCCCUAAUUACGUUCCACGACAGACGUAUCUGAAUAACGCACCGGCAGGCAUCGAUGUUGAUUACGCUCAUACGGUGCCUGGCGGCAAGGGCGAGAACAUGAGAGUUAUCGACUGUGAAUGGGGAUGGAGGUUUACCCAUGAAGAUUUAAAGGAACUCCAAGGCGGUGUUAUCGCCGGUACAAAUAGUACAGACACUUCAUUUGUCAAUCACGGCACGGCGGUGUCUGGAGUGAUCAGUGGAGACGUCAAUCACCGAGGAAUUGUGGGGAUUGCACCCAGUGCCAUGUUUAGCGCCUCAUCCUUUGUUGGACAGCCAACUUCAGCGGCCAUCUAUGCUGCCGCUGCUCGACUUCGAAAAGGCGAUGUCAUACUGCUCGAGAUCCAUGCACCAGGACCCAAUGCUCCAAAGCCUCUUCAGGGGCAGAAGGGUUUCAUUGCUAUUGAAUGGUGGCCAGAUGCAUUGGCUGCAAUUCGUUACGCAGUUGCGAAAGGAAUUGUGGUGGUUGAAGCUGCGGGCAAUGGGGCCGAGAAUCUCGAUUCCCCCAUCUAUAACACACCCCUAGCCGGCUUCCCCAGCUGGUGGCGAAAUCCUUUCAACACAAAGAAUUCCUCUGGCGCCAUUCUGGUGGGUGCUGGAAGCCCUCCACCGGGGACCCAUGGCCGCAAUCACGGUCCGGACCUUUCUCGGCUAGAAUUUUCUAACUGGGGCUCUCGGGUUGAUUGUCAAGGCUGGGGGCGUGAGGUCACAUCCACUGGAUACGGCGACUUGCAAGGUGGCAUCAGCCAGGACUUGUGGUAUACAGACCUCUUCAGCGGCACGUCCAGUGCUUCACCCAUCGUUACAGGUGCCGUGCUCUCUGUUCAAGGCGUGAGAAGGAAGCGGAAUAUGGGCUUCCUGACUACACGGCAAUUUCAAACUCUGUUACGCAGCACAGGCACGCAGCAGCAACCCAGACCCGGCGCACCGAUUACUCAAAGAAUUGGAAAUAGGCCAGAUCUAAAGCAGCUCAUUUCAGCAGCUCUAGUUAUGGUCUGA